Molecule: messenger RNA, 6702 nt
Organism: Nannospalax galili (Upper Galilee mountains blind mole rat)
Lineage: Eukaryota; Metazoa; Chordata; Mammalia; Rodentia; Spalacidae
Gene: Glis3
Product: GLIS family zinc finger 3
Exons: 11
Coding region: 235-3027 (930 amino acids)
Biological process (GO): regulation of transcription by RNA polymerase II
Cellular component (GO): nucleus
Molecular function (GO): RNA polymerase II cis-regulatory region sequence-specific DNA binding; DNA-binding transcription factor activity, RNA polymerase II-specific
Source: RefSeq, a predicted model, not a curated record
GCAGAGUCCACCGAGCGCGCUGCAGGGUUGGGGACCCACUCACUCGUCGCCUGUGCUGGCCGUCCGCUGUCACCCGCGCGGGCCGAUCGGGGGAAGGGACCCGCGCGCCCAGCUUUGUUGUGGAAAUCCGGUUACCUGGCUUAUCACCCACAUCAUGGAUAACUUACUUGGCUUGGCCUGAAAGAGUCCUUAGUGACAUUGGAUAUUGACUUUCUGGGGCUCAGGGCUUUCAGAAUGAAUGGAAGAUCAUGUGGUAUGAGUCUCCACCGGACAUUGGGAACCCCACAGGGGCCUGGACUGCUCACUGGCCAGCAUAUCCCUCCCAUUCGAGCCCACUCAGGCACUCCUGGCCCCUCAUCCUGUGGCAGUACACCCAGCCCUGCUCUUGGAAAUCUCACUAACAGCCUUCACCUCAAGAUGUCCUCAGGAGCAGGGAUGGCUCCUCAGAGCAGCAUGGCCGAGAGCUCCAUCCAUCUGCCUGCCCUGAGCCCCAGGAGACAGCUGCUCACUAAUGGGAAACCUCGAUUCCAGGUCACUCAGCCUGGUGGCAUGGUGGCAUCACACUCUGUAAAACCAAAGCAGCAAGAGUUUGGAAACCCCUUUUCUCCAAAUCCUGGGAAAGGGGCUCUUGGCUUUGGGCCUCAGUGCAAGUCCAUUGGAAAAGGCAGCUGCAACAAUCUAGUGGUCACCAGCAGUCCCAUGAUGGUUCAGCGACUGGGACCCAUUUCACCUCCAGCAAGCCAGGUCUCCACAGCAUGCAAGCAGAUCAGUCCUAGCUUACCGAGGGCAGUGAAUGCAGCCAACCUGAAUAGACCUCCUUCUGAUACCAGGUCCCUUAUUUCGCGAGAGUCGUUGGAAUCCACGACUUUGAGUCUGACAGAGAGUCAGUCGGCUUUGAGCGUCAAGCAAGAGUGGUCCCAGAGCUACAGGGCUUUCCCUUCACUGUCUUCCAACCACGGCUCUCAGAAUGGUGUGGAUCUAGGAGACCUCCUUAGCCUUCCUCCUGCCACAUCCAUGGCCAGCAACAGUGCCUCCAACCCAUUGCCGCCCUACCUAUUUGGCAUGGAAAAUAGCCACUCUCCUUACCCUAGUCCCCGGCACUCAGCCACCAGGUCCCACUCGUCCCGGUCUAAGAAGAGAGCGUUAUCCUUGUCCCCGCUGUCCGAUGGCAUUGGAAUUGACUUCAAUACCAUCAUACGCACCUCCCCCACAUCCUUGGUUGCCUACAUCAAUGGAUCAAGGGCCUCCCCAGCCAACAUGUCCCCACAGCCAGAGGUCUAUGGUCAUUUUCUGGGUGUUCGUGGUAGCUGCAUCCCCCAGCCAUGCACGGUACCCAGUGGCCAGAAGGGCGUGUUGGUGGCCAGUGGUGGGCAGGUACUGCCAGCCUAUGGCGAGGAUGGCCCGCUGGAGUACGAGCGCAUGCAGCAGCUGGAGCAUGGUGGCUUGCAGCCUGGGCCUGUCAACAACAUGGUAGUGCAGCAUGGCCUGCCGGGCCGGGAUGGGCAGCCAGCCAGUAUACUUAAGACUGAGCGUGCAGAGGAGUUCCCAGGGGGUGCCUUGGACUUGCCUUCUGCCCCACCUCUCCCUUCUCUACCCCCACCUCAGGGGCCCCCACCACCCUACCAUGUCCAUCCACAUCUUCACCACCCAGAGCUACUAUCCCAUGCUCAGCCACUGGCCCUGGCCCAGGCGGCCCUGGAUGAUGAUGGGGAGAUGGACGAUGCAGGGGGCAAACACUGCUGUCGUUGGAUAGACUGCAGUGCUUUGUAUGACCAGCAGGAGGAACUAGUGCGGCACAUCGAGAAGGUCCAUAUAGACCAGCGCAAGGGAGAAGACUUCACCUGCUUCUGGGCUGGCUGCCCUCGCAGGUACAAACCUUUCAACGCCCGCUAUAAACUGCUGAUCCACAUGAGGGUCCACUCUGGGGAGAAGCCCAACAAGUGCACGUUUGAAGGCUGUAAGAAGGCCUUUUCAAGACUUGAGAAUCUCAAGAUUCACUUGCGAAGCCACACAGGUGAGAAGCCGUACCUGUGCCAGCAUCCAGGCUGCCAGAAGGCAUUCAGCAACUCCAGCGACCGGGCCAAGCACCAGAGGACACAUCUUGACACUAAACCUUAUGCUUGUCAAAUUCCAGGAUGUACAAAACGCUACACAGACCCAAGUUCCCUAAGAAAGCACGUGAAGGCACAUUCUUCCAAAGAACAGCAAGCAAGGAAAAAGCUGCGGUCUAGCACUGAGCUUCAUCCAGAUCUCCUCACAGACUGCCUCACUGUGCAGCCCCUGCAGCCAGCCUCUUCCCCUAGAGAGGCUACAGCCGAUGGCACUGUGGGACGCUCCCCAGGACCAGGGCCUGACCUCUAUCCAGCUCCCAUUUUCUCCAGCAAUCAUUCAAGCCGAAGUGGAACAGCUGCUGGGGCCGUGCCACCCCCACAUCCUGUCAGUCACCCUUCUCCGGGACAUAAUGUACAGGGGAGCCCCCACAACCCCUCCUCCCAGUUACCUCCACUCACAGCUGUGGACGCAGGCACUGAGAGGUUCGCACCUCCGACUCCAUCUCCUCACCACAUCAGCCCUGGGAGAGUUCCUGCUUCAUCACUGCUGCAGAGAACGCAGCCUCCCCACACUCAACAGCCAUCAGGGUCUCUCCUGAAGUCCUACCAGCCAGAGACAAGCUCUUCAUUUCAGCCAAAUGGCAUCCACGUCCAUGGGUUUUAUGGGCAGCUGCAGACCUUCUGCCCACCACAUUACCCCGAUUCCCAGAGAACUGUGCCGCCCAGCAGCUCCUGUAGUGUGGUGCCUUCCUUCGAGGACUGCCUAGUCCCCACGUCCAUGGGCCAGGCUGGAUUUGACGUUUUCCACAGAGCCUUCUCGACACACUCAGGCAUUACAGUGUACGAUUUGCCUUCAGGUUCUUCAAGCCUCUUUGGGGACUCUCUUCGCAGUGGGCCUGAAGAUACCCCGUUCCUGCAGAUCAGCGCUGUGGACCGCUGUCCUAGCCAGCUCUCCUCUGUCUAUACUGAAGGCUAAAAGCUUCCCUGGCCUCAGCUGCACAUGCAGGGCCUCUGAGUCCCUUGCCACCUCUUAUUUUCAUAUUCUCACAAGCUGUUUGAAAGAUGUCAACCAAAUCUUUGGAGGCUGCAGGGUCACUAGGUCUUUGGAAGGCAGAAAGGAUGGCAAGGGCUGGCUUUGCAGGAAUGUUUGCACUUGCUUCUUUUUCUCUCCAUUUGCUGGACCUGGUAACCAGUAGGACUGUAUUUCAAAGGGAAUUUAGAGUGUCACUCUACUGGAUAUCUGUUACUUCCUGACUGUCAUCUCUCAAAGGACACCAAUGAACGUGCACAAGAACAAGGGGUAACACUUGCUGAAGACUCCAAAGAAGGAAGGACAGCCCAGUUACCAGAGAUGAAGUGUGCGCUGCCUUACCGGGGUUUUUCCUCCUGACUGGGCAAUGCACAGUCAUGCACAAUGAGGGAAAUCCGUGUCCAGAGCAUGGUGUGGUUUCAACUCUUAAAACUGGCUUUCCAGCUUGUCUUACAUACCCUCAUGCUAACCAGUUGCUUUGUGAUGUUCCUCCAAUGACAAAAUAAGGUUUUAUAUUUGGCAACCUACUUUGUUUUUGGAUUUUAAAGACUUACUAUUUACAUCUACUUUUAAAGGAAAACAUAUUUAAAGGUUUGUUCUUUGGGUGGAAAUCAUUACCAUUUUAAUUAUCCCAAAUACAUAUAUUUUGUCACAGCUGUAGCUCUGCCAGGCCUCAACCCUGAAAUGUUAGUUUUGCAGUUAUCUGAGGGAAACAGAAUGGUUAUGCGUGUACACACACACACACACACACACACACACACACACACACGUCCACUCCCAGUAUUGUAGCAAGAACUCUCAUGUAUUGACUGCUCAAUGACUCCACCCUGAAAAUCCUGUUAGUUAAAUGGUUCAUGCAUUGCCUCUGGUCUGGUGCUAUACCUGGGACAGACUGGGAGACAUGAAAGUCGGCACACAUGGAAUCGUAUGUGGGGUUUUCUUCAGAAAUCAGCGAUGCCUGCUGCCCAGUUACUUUACAUGGCCUCUGUGCGGUUCCUUGAGAGGCUCCCCUCUUUUGUCACUGUUGAUGCCCUGUACACACAUUCCUCUACACUGCUCCCUCUCUAUUUUUCGCAUCUUUCUCACCUUCCUGACAAUUUGGUUUUCUGGAACUCUGGUUGAAAGCCUAGAAUUUUUCACAGAACAUGUAGCCGUUUUUUCAAUCAGGCUUGAAUAAGAAGUCGUUUUUCAGUAAAUCCUUCAGAAAAAAGAUCCAGUGUCCUAGAGCACUAGCUAUACAAAUUGGCCAAACUCCAAAAGAUCUGGUCAGUUCCAACAUUCUAGUUUACUCACAUUUCAGGUUCUUUUUUCUCUUUAAAAUUGCUUUUGGACAGAAGUGAAACACUUUAUGAGAGUGGGAUAGUUGUCACCUUCAACAAGACAGUUGAUCAGCUUAGUGUCAGACUUUGAGGUUCUCUGAUAGUUUGUAUCCCAGCAGAUGGACCCUUGAGUCUGGCCCCCCAGUCAGGUUCUACCCGUUUCCACUGUUCAGGUAGAAUGUUCCAAGAUGCCACAGAAUGAGGUGGAUAAAGAACCAGUGUGGGUUCUAUUCUUACAGAGCAUUGGUUAUCUAGUGUUGUGGAAGAGGCUGUGUUCUUGAGAAAGCUAUCAUGCAGACACCUGAGUCUGCAAAAAUUUAAAUUCCCACUUUAUAAAAAUCUGCUGUGUGUUAAAGAAGAAAGCACAUCAGGAUUGCUCUACAGGUGAGCUCUAGGGCUGCUAGAAACUGUCAUCCUUCUUGUAGACCUUGGGUGUUGUUUUACAUGGUCUAAGCAAGGACACACGCAUGCUACACUGGUUUAGUCAAUAGGAACCUUCAUGUGUCCUCUGUCAUACUCUAGAAAAAAAUGAAGACCUUGCUCUAUUCGGAGAAAUGUCUAUCUAUUCUUAAACCCUGAAGCUUUUACAAGGAACGCCAAACAUAUCUGAUUUGAAUGAUAAGAAAGAACAUGUGAAAAGUCACAGUUUUGCAGGUAAAUUGUGAACUCUACCUUGUGGCUUUAUAAAAAAUAGAAGGAGAAAGGGAGGACAGAGCAAGAGAGAGAAGCUCAGAAACCACACAUGGCAUCUUCCUCUUAGGUGGAGAGGCGAUGUUGUGAGCCAGGCUCUGGUCUCGUGGUAGCCUCUGACAUGGUGCCUCUCCUGCUGGAGGGAUCCAGGGAUGACGAGGUGGCAUCAGCACCACCCCUCCUUGGCAGAACCUUCAGGACCUGCCCCAGAGGGACAUUCAUGCUGUCAGAGGGAUCUGCUGUGAGCUCAGCCCAGUACAGCCCCUCUCAGGCUCUCCAGUAUUUCCUGAUGGCCAGUGGUCUGAGGCCUCGAGUUAUACACAUCCAGAAUCCUUCAGAUUAUUCGAGCUGUCACUAGAUUCUAGAAUUUCUCCUCAGCUUAAAAUGUGUCCCUUGCUUACUUUGUCCUACAUUCUUUCACCAGUGUAUCAUAGCAAUGAAAACAGAGCUUCAGACAUCAUUCCCUUCUGCUCCCAGGCCUUUUUUGUCCUGAUAUGUAACCAUUUUCAUAAACAUCCAAACAGAAACUCAUUCACCUUUAAAAAUAAAACCACAAACAAUAAUAAAAACUGGUGCCUGUGAAAACGCACAGUUCAAAGCCAAUUAUCCCAUUACAUUAAAAACCAGAAAAAAAAAUCAGCAUGUUAGAGACAUCUCACUGCUUUAUCCGUUGUCACAAGUCCCCAAGGAACUGUGUCAAAGCACGAGUUGCAAUUUAGCCUCUGAUUGGCAUUUAAAUAUAAUUUAAACAGUCACUGGUCCUGUGAGGUAUGUUCUCUUACGCACAUGUCUACCAUGCGGUGAAGGUGAUUCUAAAUUUGAAAACGAGGUGUUCAGUAGUCCACAGCAUGGUGUCCAUUGAGCACAGUGUCCACUGAGUGCUGUUUGUGUCCAGUCUUAAAGCUACCAGCUGACAAGCAUACUAGUCACUAAGGCCAGUUUUGAAUGGGACUUACUCUUUUCCUCCCCAUCACAGGACUUUAACUUCCCAGUUGCCUUGAGGUAUUGACAGUAGCCACCAGAGUGUUCAGUUUCAUUAUUUGGUAUUUUAUUUGACUGUUUGGGUCAAUGUUACUUUAUAGCAGCAUUUCUCAAUGGCACUUUUUGUUGGUGAUAGAGAAUUUCAGCAGUUCCUUUUCUUUUGCUGUGGAUAAAGUAAAAAAGUAAGGAAAGGAAAGAGAAGAAAAACCAAACUCAUAGGAGAAAUGGUGAGUGUAGGAAAAAAGAGAUUUAUUUUGUACAGACAGUGAAGCAUCCUCUAUAAUGUUGCUGACAUAAAGCACUUUGGGGGGGGUGGAAAUCUGUUUUCCAUAAAUCACACAGGCUCUUGUACAUAGUUCCGUACACUCACGUAGAGAAAUGAGCUGCGUAUAUCAUACUGGAUAUGGGGCCGAUUUUACUGUAGAGGCACAUCUGGUGCUUAUUGUCAUAAAUCUUUUAAAGAAUUAGGUACACUUUUUUCUAUUAAUAUGUAUAGUUUUGCGAUUUGUCACAGUUAUGUUUCAUAUAAUCAUAAGUUAUUUUGUCUUGUUUCAUGAAGUCCUUUUUUUUAUGUCAAAAGUAAAAUGAAGGGAUUAUGUACUUGGCACAGAAUAAAACUGGAAACAGAGGA